UCCUCCCAAGAACCAGACUGCCAAAGUCCUUGAGCCUUUGGAGGAGCAUGCAUGCAGUUGCCCUAAAAAAAGAUCAUCCUCCAUAUGAUUGCCACAAGUCCUUAUAAAAGGGUAGCUAGCCACCAAUAACUUGUCUCUGCAGCUAGGCCCUCUUCUCAUCUCAUCUCCUUCCUCCUAAAUCCUAACCCCCUACACACACAGUACACUCCAGCACUCUGAGCUAGUAGUAGUAGUACUUGUGCAUGGUCAUAUCCAAGCCCAUCUAUCUAUAAGGUAAGGGAGCUACCUAGCUGUGCCCUCAGAAGGGUUCAUCGAUCAUACUCAUAUAUAGUAGCUACGAGGUGACCAACAAUGUCACGGAGGAAAGGAGCAGCAGCAGCAGGAGGAGGAGCUGGGCCCAUGGCGAUGGCGGCCAUGGAGGAGGAGGCAGCCGAGCUGAGGAGAGGCCCCUGGACGCUGGAGGAAGACAACCUCCUCAUGAGCUACAUUGCUUGCCACGGCGAGGGCCGCUGGAACCUCCUCGCCCGCUGCUCCGGGUUGAAGAGGACGGGGAAGAGCUGCCGCCUCCGGUGGCUGAACUACCUGAAGCCGGACAUAAAGCGGGGGAACCUGACGGCGGAGGAGCAGCUGGUCAUCCUGGAGCUCCACGCCAAGUGGGGCAACCGGUGGUCGCGGAUCGCGCAGCACCUCCCCGGCCGCACCGACAACGAGAUCAAGAACUACUGGCGGACCAGGGUGCAGAAGCAGGCGAGGCAGCUCAAGGUGGACGCCAACUCCGCCGUCUUCCGCGAAGCCGUCCGCUGCUACUGGAUGCCGCGCCUCCUCGACAAGAUGUCCAUGGCCGCCGCUUCCACGGCCGCGCCGCCGCCGCUGAUGGAGCAGCACGGCCAGGGCGUCCUGUCCUCCUCGCAGUCGCCGCCGAUCGGCAGCGACCAGCUCUGCUGCUACGGGCCUGCCGCCGCCGGCUUCGACCCGAGCCCGAGCGCGUCCACGUCGGGGUCGACGGCGGCGGCCGCGCUCCAACCGGCGCCAGUGCCCUGCUUCUCCGAACUCAACUGGGAGGACCAGUACUGCUACCCGAGCGGAGGCGACCUCGACGGCGGCGCCGGCGGGAUGGAGCUGGACUCGGCGGCGCUGCUGGGAAGCCUCGGCCUCGACGGGCUGGACCUAGGGCCGGCAGAGUCGUACCUCCCGGACGCCACGCUCCUCGACUACCUCAACUACUCGAGCUGCACCGCCAACGCCGCCAUGAACAUGAUGGCGAUGAACGGCGGCAGCUACAACAACAGCAGCUACUGUGGCGGCGGCGGCGCCAUGGUCGACGGCGAUCACCACGACACGACGACGGCGGCGACGACGUGCCACGCGGCGAGGAAGCUGGCGGGCGAGUGGGGAGGAGGAAUCUAGAAAAUUCUAGCUAGCUAGCUAGUGAUUAAUUAAGCUAAAAUUAAGCCCAGCCAAGUGGAUGGAUGGAUGGAUGGCACUCUCCUACUCCUAGCUAGCUACGUUGCUUCUUGCAACGUCUCUCUAGCUAUAUUAAAGCCAGAUGUCACAUUAGCUAAUGGAGCUCAUCAUCAUCAGCAUCGACCAUGUAGCUAGUAGUGAAGUUGCCGAUUGAUCGAGAUUGCUAGCUCUAGCUCUCUUUUACUCGUUGAUUCUAGUGUAGUCGAUGUGGUGCAUGCAUGAUCAAUGAGGUGUAACCUUUUAGAUCUACUAGUAACUACGUACGUGUGUGUGUG
This is a messenger RNA of Triticum dicoccoides, 1739 nucleotides long. Its product is annotated as transcription factor MYB62-like. The transcript has 2 exons. Gene Ontology annotation, biological process: regulation of DNA-templated transcription. Gene Ontology annotation, molecular function: DNA-binding transcription factor activity; sequence-specific DNA binding. Bases 352 to 1407 code for a protein of 351 amino acids. The record is from RefSeq and is a predicted model, not a curated record. NCBI's taxonomy places the organism in Eukaryota, Viridiplantae, Streptophyta, Magnoliopsida, Poales, Poaceae. Gene Ontology annotation, cellular component: nucleus.